AGACCAGCCUUCUAUCCGUAGUAUGAUACAGGCCUUGGGUACGGCCGGGUGGAGUUUACGAACGCGCGCUCGCGUUGACAGUCUUUGUUACCACAUGGACGAGCGGAGCCAGUGCCAGUCAGUUGCACGCUCGCCUCGCUCGCGCGACUCGUACGGCGUUCAUCUCCUUAUAUAGCGAAACGGAGCACCGGCGAGAGGGAAAUCCGCUUAUCAUGACCACGACGAUUACCCAGGAGGCCUACGACGAGGAGGUCAGGGAGCUGAUGGAGGGCCUCUGCAUGACCGAGGAGGAGGCGAUCGACGACGCUAUCAAGUGCUUCGAAACGAAGGGGAUAGAUCUGAGCAACAUCGUCACAGAUUCAGUUCUCGAGGAGAAAUAUAAGCAGAUAAUAAUAUGCCUGGAGCGACUGACGUGCGCGGUGAACGACAAGAGUUACGAACGCGUGCCGGAGACGUUGCAGGAACUGCGAACCGAGUUGGAUAAGGACAUCGGACGCAGGGUAUUCGCGGGCAAACGCAGAUGUUACAAUAUACUGCUCGACCUCCUGAAAGAUUGCAAGAAAAACCACGCGAUACUUAAAUCGACGCUGGAGACAAUCGCCUCACUAAUGUCCGGUUAUCCGGAUCUGUUGGACGACGAAGGAAUCGCGUUGCAGAUAGAGAUUUUAGAGAGUCAUUGCGAUACAACAACGUUACAAUGCCUGCUGCGUUGGAUACGAGAGUGCUGCAUAAAGCACGAGUUUAAUAGGCAAAAGAUCUUUAACACCAAUAUCUUUGAGAAGCUCAAAAAAAUAUUGGUGCGCACGGACGUGGGCGCGCAAGAGAUCAAGGAUGCAUGCUCGGUAAUUAGGGCGUUGGUCCUGGACGACGAUAUUAGGCACGAAUACGGAAAGGCACACGAGCAUGCAACUAUUAUGGCCAAGGGUGCUCUCGAUGUCAUCACGGGAUUAUUGGAAAGAUUUAAAAAGGACACAAAGGUCAUAGGUGACCUAAUGAUCACGUUGGCCGCGUUGGUUGUCCGAAAUGAAUUCUGUCAGGAAGUAGAAGAUGCCGGGGGAUUAAAAUUCAUUUUGGAUAUAAUGACCGAAUAUCCAGAUUCUGAAAAAUUGAAUUGGCAGGCUUUGAAGUUGCUCAAAGCGCUUGCUGGCAACGACAAUGUGAAGUCUCAUAUCGUCACUUCCGGAUGCGGUCCUUUAAUCGUAUCCUCUAUCAGUAGAAUGAAAAGGUCGGAGAACAUCGUAACUGCAGGAUUGAGUUGUAUAGCGGCGUUAUCUUUACGAAGCAGUUCAAAUGCUGGCGUGUUCUAUGAUUGCGGCGCGGCCCAAGUGAUCGUAGAUGCUAUGAAAGCAUAUCCUAAUAAUGUAAACGUCUUGAAACAAGCUUCUUGGGCAAUUAGAAAUAUGUCGGUGCGAAACAAGUCUGAAUGUAAGGAAUUCUUGAUGUAUGACGCUGAGGAAGUACUGCGAAAUGCGGUACGUUUGCAUGGUUCGAAAUUGGAUGAUAACGCGAAAGCCGCAUUAAGAGACCUGGGCCUGAAAGUAGAUUUGAAAGAAAGGUGGGCGGGAAAAGGCGUCAGUCUGAGUAACGAACGUUAUUAAUCACUGGCAGCAGCGUCAUCGUCAGAAUAUAAUAUCUAGAUUAUUUAAUUAACAAGUACAUUGAUCCAGUUUGGAUCUUGUACUUUGCUUUGUCUCACCUCGCAAUACUAGGCAUUAUUCAAUAAGAAUCUUAACUAACAGAAAUAAUAAGAUAUUUUUCUGCUCAACCUAAUAGUAGGAUAAAAUAUGAAUUUUGUAAAAUUGUCAAUUGCUGUUUUAAGUCUAUUGUUAAGUCUAAGUGACAUUGUAUAAAAUUUUAGUAGGUCAACUGAUUGAAGUUAAUUUGAGACAAAAUAUUUCCAAUGCAGAAAUAUAUUCUAGUAAUAUUUGACAAUAUUUUUUAUCCUUUAUGAUUAAAAUUUGCCACGUUAUAUUUAGAAAUUUCAUAUAGUGCCU
Molecule: messenger RNA, 1994 nt
Organism: Vollenhovia emeryi
Lineage: Eukaryota; Metazoa; Arthropoda; Insecta; Hymenoptera; Formicidae
Product: armadillo repeat-containing protein 6 homolog
Exons: 5
Coding region: 213-1598 (461 amino acids)
Biological process (GO): hematopoietic progenitor cell differentiation
Molecular function (GO): protein binding
Source: RefSeq, a predicted model, not a curated record